Messenger RNA from Mercurialis annua (annual mercury), 1670 nucleotides. RefSeq names its product flavin-containing monooxygenase FMO GS-OX-like 9. The record is from RefSeq and is a predicted model, not a curated record. Lineage: Eukaryota; Viridiplantae; Streptophyta; Magnoliopsida; Malpighiales; Euphorbiaceae. Gene Ontology annotation, molecular function: N,N-dimethylaniline monooxygenase activity; flavin adenine dinucleotide binding; NADP binding. The coding region runs from base 140 to 1516 and encodes 458 amino acids. The transcript has 7 exons.
CAUAACGUCCAUACACAAACCCCCCAUUUAUUUAAUUUAAUAUAUUUGGUAACAACCUAUCCUUAAGACACACAAAUCCCCUCCACAAAACAUCAAUUCAUUCUCUAGCUAGUAAUCGAUCAAUCGAUCAUCACCGCCAAUGGUUUCCGACUCGAUCACCGUAUCGAAAAAUGUAUGCGUGAUCGGAGCCGGACCGUCGGGGCUCGUGGCGGCCAGAGAGUUGAGGAAAGAAGGUCAUAGUGUGGUGGUAUUGGAACAAAAACAUGAUGUUGGGGGGCAAUGGCUAUAUGAGUCAAAUAUAGAGAAUGAGGAUCCACUAGGGAAGAAAAAGUUUUUAGAGGUGCAUAGUAGUAUUUAUGCAUCACUUAGGUUAGUUUCACCAAGGGAGAUUAUGGGUUUCACUGAUUUUCCAUUUUUGGUGAAGAAAGGUAGAGAUAUGAGAAGAUUUCCUGGUCAUAGAGAAUUAUGGUUAUACCUUAAAGAUUUUUGUGAUUAUUUUGAGUUAAGAGAAAUGAUAAGGUUUAAUACUAGGGUUGAACAUGUUUCCAUGUUGGAUUAUAGUGAGUUUAAAGAAGAUUUUAAAUGGAUUGUUAAGAGUAAAAAUAAUAAUGAAAAGAUUGUUGUUGAAGAAGUGUUUGAUGCAGUAGUUGUUGCUACUGGCCAUUAUUCUCAUCCUAAGCUUCCUUCCAUUAAAGGGAUGGAGACAUGGAAGAGGAAACAAAUGCAUAGUCAUAUUUACAGGGUUCCCGAGCCAUUCCGCAAUGAGGUAAUUGUGGUGGUGGGAAACUCACUAAGCGGACAAGAUAUAUCAAUGGAGCUAGUGGAAAUUGCAAAUGAAGUUCAUCUAAGUUCUAAAUCUCUUGAUGUCACUUUAGGUCUAUCCAAAGUUAUCUCUAAACAUCAAAACUUACAUCUUCGUCCCCAGAUUGAAUCUCUGGAGGAAGAUGGCAAGGUUAUAUUUGCUGAUGGAUCUCAUAUCAUUGCCGACACUAUCUUAUACUGCACAGGGUAUAGAUACACAUUUCCAUUUCUUGACACCAAAGGAAUAGUUGUGGUGGAAGAAGGUAGGGUGGGACCAUUGUAUGAGCAUACUUUCCCUCCAACAUUAGCUCCAUCUCUCUCUUUUGUAGGCAUACCAAGAAAGAUAAUUGGGUUCCCUUUCUUUGAAUCCCAAGCAAAAUGGGUAGCUCAACUUCUGUCAGGGAAAAGAAGAUUGCCAUCAUGGGAUGAAAUGAUGCUCUCUAUUAAAGAGUUUUAUCAUUCCAGAGAUGUUGCUUCUCUUCCACACCACAAUACUCAUGAUAUUGCUGAUUUUGAGUAUUGCGAUAGAUAUGCAGAUCAAGUAGGGUUUCCGCGGUUAGAAGAAUGGAGAAAAGAGCUAUGCUUAUCAGCAUUGGUAAAUGCUGAUGAAAACUUGGAGACAUAUCGUGAUUCCUGGGACGACCAUCAUCUCCUUCAACAGGCUCUUCAAAGUCCUCAUUUUACUCAACUUCCUGUCCAACCUUUCUCUAUGUAACCUUGUUUUUCUUGUUUUGGACCACUCUUUAUAUUUCUAUUUAUUAUAUACUAUAGUUUUAUAUUCAUCAUUCGUUGUAAAAAGUUGAGAAAAAAAAUGAAAAAACAUCAUUGUUUUGCUCUCAUUUUGGGACUGAAAUGAUUUAAGGUGCCAA